UAUAAUUGCGCACGGACCAGGAGUACCACAUGUUUAAUACUCCGCCAGGAGCAUUCAGCAAACAGUGCUAACCUUUUGAUACCAAGUGUUACCAGGCUCAUUGUGAGCUAUUCGCUAUUCGUUCCUUGUUGUAAAGUAAUGUAAUUUAAGUUCUCUAACAAUGUCAGAAGAAAGUCCUGAACACAAAAAGUUUCCAUCAGUCAUUGAUAGGUACUACACACGAUGGUAUAAAACGGAUCUCAAGGGCCAGCCUUGUGAAGACCAUUGCAUCCUUCAGCACUCGAAUAGACUAUGCGUUAUCACUCUGGCAGAAACGCACCCUAUACUUCAAGACGGUCGGACGGUCAAGAGCAUAAACUAUCAAAUCAGUGCUGGCUGCAGUCGUCUGCAGAACAAAGUGUCUGGGAAAUCUAAGAGAGGUGGCCAGUUCCUCACAGACUUCGCUCCUCUGUGUAGGAUAACCUGCACAGACACUACAGAGUACACCAUCUACAGCUGUAUCAGGGGCCGCCUCCUCGAGGUGAACGAGGACAUACUUGAAAAGCCCAGCCUCUUACUUGAAAAGCCCUCCACAGAGGGAUACAUCGCCGUCAUCCUGCCUAAGUUCGAGGAGAGCAAGAGCAUCACAGAGAGCCUCCUGACCAGAGAGCAGUACGAGAGCGUGGUCUCCAAACGAGCCAGCCAACCAGAGCCCUGCUGAAGAACAAUGCAGUCCCAGGGGCUCGUCAUUCUCACCCCAGCUCCAAGGUGCCUUUUCUUGGGUCGACUUUAGGAGGAGUCCCUUACCUCUUGACCCUCCCAGCCAGACUCGCGUGUUCCCAUCCAUGACUGGAUGAAUGGACUGCAGCCUGUAGGGAUAGACAGUGCACCAAGACCCAGGGACCGCAUGGGAGCAGCACACUGCAUGUCUGAUCAGCCCAGACUGUUGGGGAUUUGGUAGAUCUUUGCGGAUACAUUUUGUUGGCCUUAAAAACGUGACGUAUUUGAAAGCCAGUUCAUGGUUAAGUUUUUUUUAAACAUUUUAAGUUGUUUGUUUAACGUACAUGGACAUACACAAGGGAGCUAACAUGUCAGUAAUUACAUGUCAAAGAUAGCAAUUAUGUAGCUACAUUGGACACCAAUUAGGCAGAGCACUUUCUAAAGUUCUGCUGUCUGACUCUUUCUUUUCUUUCAGUGUUCAUGAUUACAUCAAUAAAUAACACAACCAACCCAA
Messenger RNA from Hypomesus transpacificus, 1213 nucleotides. It is a transcript of the gene abitram, whose product is annotated as actin binding transcription modulator. NCBI's taxonomy places the organism in Eukaryota, Metazoa, Chordata, Actinopteri, Osmeriformes, Osmeridae. Gene Ontology annotation, cellular component: nucleus; lamellipodium; filopodium tip. Gene Ontology annotation, molecular function: actin filament binding; actin monomer binding. Gene Ontology annotation, biological process: regulation of filopodium assembly; regulation of actin filament polymerization; dendrite morphogenesis. Bases 161 to 700 code for a protein of 179 amino acids. The transcript is spliced from 6 exons. The record is from RefSeq and is a predicted model, not a curated record.